AUGAUCAAGAACAUGAGAUCAUCAUCAUCAUCAAAAGUAGUUCUGCUUCUGAUGCUGCAGCUUGUGUUCUUCCUAACUACAUUCGAUAUGGUUGCAGGACGUAACCGAGCGCACGUGAGAAUCUCUAAUGAAUUGGAUGUGGGUCUUGAUCUUAAACUUCAUUGCAAAUCUGAGGAUAACGAUCUUGGCGAACAUCUACUACACUACAACGAUAGCUACUACGAAUUCAGCUUUAGGCCUAACCUGUUUGGGGAAACACUGUUCUAUUGCAGUUUUGAGUGGAAUGCUGAUGACUGUCCUACACACCAUUGGUUCAACAUCUACGAGCAUAAUAGAGACAGUCCUCGUUGCAGUGAAUGUUAUUGGAAAGUUCAUCUAAAUGGUUCAUGUAUGCUAAACUAUGAUCAUAAUAUUAAUCUGUAUGAUCUUUGCUAUCCCUGGAAAGAUUCACGACGAUGA
Messenger RNA from Carya illinoinensis, 459 nucleotides. Its product is annotated as S-protein homolog 3-like. NCBI's taxonomy places the organism in Eukaryota, Viridiplantae, Streptophyta, Magnoliopsida, Fagales, Juglandaceae. The transcript has a single exon. The coding region runs from base 1 to 459 and encodes 152 amino acids. The record is from RefSeq and is a predicted model, not a curated record.